AUGGAGGAUCAGACUAUCACCUUAAAUAUAAAAUCAAGCUCAAGCUCACAAGAAAAUAAGGUGCACGCACAGCUUUUAUGAACAGUUGGGCAGCUGAAAUCUGAAUGCUCUAAUACAAUGGAUAUUCCUAUAGAAGAAAUAAGACUUGUCUAUAGAGGUAAAAGUUAUAUAGGAAAAAUUUUGAAAGAUGAUACAGUAUUGCAGACUCUUGGAAUUGCUGAUGGCCACUCUGUACAUUUAGUUAAAAGUCCUUCAAAAAGUUCUCAAAAUCAGCCGCAGCCUUCUCAGCCUUCACAGCCUGUGCAAUCUGCUCCAGUAUCUCAAGGUCUUCCACAUCCAAACGUGAAUCCUCAACCAAGCCAACCUCCUCAGAUGCCAAACAAUUUUAAUAUGGGAGGCCUAGGAGGUAUGGGAGGUCUAGGAGGCAUGGGAGGCAUGGGAGGUAUGGGAGGCAUGGAUCCUCAGAUGAUGCAACAAAUGAUGAAUGACCCACAAAGCCAACAAAUGAUGAUGACAAUGCUGUCAAACCCUCAGUUUUUGGAGUCAGUUAUCAGCCAAAAUCCAAUGUUGAAACAGAUGGUAGAUUCAAAUCCACAGAUAAGAGAAAUGUUGAGAAACCCAGCAAUGAUGCAAAGCAUUUUUUCAAUGAUGAGAGGAGGAAUGAUGCCUGGAAUGGGAGGCAUGGGAAUGCCUGGGAUGGGAGGAAUGGGAGUAUCACAGCCACAGGCUAGUCAGGCUUCACAAAAUCAGCCAGCAUAUCAGCCGAAUCAAUCAAACUUUUCUCAGCCAGGACAAAGCUUGCCUGGAAUGAUGCCUGGAUAUGGAUAUCCUUAUGGAGGAAUGGGAGGAUAUGGAGGAGGAUACGGAAUGCCUGGGUAUGGAGGUUAUAAUCAACCUGCCCCACAGCAAAAUCUAAUUCCCUCUUUUAAUAAAUUAACUAUUUUGGCCAUUAUGAGCAACCUUUGAUAAACGUUUUAUAUCAAAAUCUUUUUUAUUUAUAGAAAUGCUUUGGAUUUAAAAGGAUUUUAAGAAGAAGACAAAUAACAAUAUCAAAUAUUUUAAUCAUAAAGCCAUAUAUAUUUUAAAACAUUGCAAUUUAAAAUAUUUAAAAAAUAUUAUAGAUUAUUAAAAAGCCUGUUGAUUUUCUGGUUAUUAAAUUGAUGGAUUAAGUGAAGUAUAUGCUUCACAAAUUACGCAAAUAAAAGAAAUGGGCUUUAAUGACGAAAAUUUAAUAAUUCAAGCACUACAAGUAACCGGAGGAAAUGUCGAAGGGGCUAUAGAAUGAUUAAUAAAUAGCCGUUAA
Messenger RNA from Blepharisma stoltei, 1303 nucleotides. The record is from the annotation of a GenBank genome assembly. NCBI's taxonomy places the organism in Eukaryota, Ciliophora, Heterotrichea, Heterotrichida, Blepharismidae.